AGCUGUUUCUCGUGUGUGAUUGUUUUGAAAAAUUAGAGAAAAAAAUUUAGAAAGCAAAAAACUGAAUUUGCUUUGCCACAAAAAAAUGUCGAUUUGUCUGAGAACAAUGCCCAGGCACGGGCUUGCGACGUGGAUGUCAGUCCGGAAUCAAGGCACAGUCAUUUUAACUGCAAAAAUGCACAAUUUGACACAACAAGAGCCGCAACCUAAAUUAAGUGUGCCACCAUCUUCAGUUUUACGACGACCGGAACAGUUGAACCCGAUUUUGGUUAAAAAUUUGUUGCAACAAAAACAAAAACUACAAGAACAGACGCUAAAAUGCAAGGAAACAGACAAAGUAAAUUUCAAACCAACGUCGCCGCUUGGCAAUGACGCGAAUUAUGGACGCCCAGAUCCGGGAGAUUUAGAUAAAGUUUUCAAUACACUCAGUCAAUCGCUGCCUGACAUGUUUCUCAAACCGAUGGAUUACUCGAUUUAUAAUCCUAACCUCAUUUUUGAGGAUAAUAUUGCGGGACGGAGCUCAGUCGGAAUCUAUCCCUACGUCAAAACGGUCUCUCUUCUUCGAGUUAUGGGACAUUUAAAAUACGCUUAUGUCAAAAUGGAAAUACUUAAAAUCACGCAGCAUCCCGAAGAAGGCAUCAUCAGGUGUCGUUGGCGAGUGGUUGGCGUCUCCGGACUAAAAGUCAUGCUAAAAUUCUGGAAAUUCAAGCUCUGGAAGAUGCGAAAGGGCGAAGGAAAGAAAGUUCUAGAGAGCCAAGAAACUUGGUACGACGGAUUUUCGACAUUUUUCGUGGGCGCUGACGGAAAAAUUUACAAACACAUUGCGGACAAGGUGAUGCCAGAUGAGGACAAAGAGCCCGUAGUUGUGGGAAAUACAAAGGUGACGGGACCAGCUGCUGCUGCUGCAUUAUGUGUGAAACUUUCGACGACGACAACGGCCAUUGGACCAGUUUUGGGUCAAAUAACGCAGUAAAUGGAAAUAUUGGAAAAAUUAUAGUUUCAGGUAGUCGUCGCUUUGUUAUUUUGCAGAAAAAAUAAAGAUGUCGUAAAAAAGUAUAAAAUAAU
This is a messenger RNA of Culicoides brevitarsis, 1065 nucleotides long. RefSeq lists its product as uncharacterized. The coding region runs from base 86 to 973 and encodes 295 amino acids. Lineage: Eukaryota; Metazoa; Arthropoda; Insecta; Diptera; Ceratopogonidae. The record is from RefSeq and is a predicted model, not a curated record. The transcript has 4 exons.